UUAUAUAGAAGGAUGGCGUAAUUAUCAUAAGUAGAUUUAGAUCUAAAUAAUUUAAUCAUGGAAGAAACAGUCCAACUCUUGUCUUAGAAAUAUACUUUAUAGGUCUAGGGUCUUUAGAUAUAUAUCUAUCUAAUAUUAAAGUGCCAAAAUGAUUUUGCAUUGGCUAAUGCAGAUUAUUUCCUUUUUUGUUACACCUUAUUUGGGAGGUACUGGAACUGAUGCACUGCAGAUAUAUUUUGAAGAAAAUGUUUUAAUUACAUUGUACUGUCCACUAUUUGAUUCUUCAAAUGUGGAUUUGUAUCUAAUCAUCAAUAAUGCUGAACAACAACUAUAUUCAUGUAUAAAGGAUAAAAAACCUUGUGGUAGUUUAUCUAAUGGAGGUUUUGCUGUGUUUAAUAGCAGUGGAGAUUACUUCCAAUUUAAUUCAACAAGCAUCACACAAAGACGUUUAGUUGAAAGAGUUAUAUGUAAAUAUACAUAUUCUAAUGGUAGUAUUUUUAAUCAUACUGAAGAUGUUACAUUUAUUGCCAAAGCACAAGAUGUCAAUUGUUUUGAUACACAAUUAACCAGUAAUUACACAAAUAUUUCCAUAACCUGUAUGACAUCAAAAAUAUAUCCAGAAGCUUUGUGUAUUUUCAAUUCAAGUGGACAAGUUUCCUACAGUAAUGUAGCAUAUACUGCUGAUGUAAAAUAUUACCAUUCAAAUUGUACAUGGACAACAUCACUAUCUUAUUUUUAUGCUGGAAAUUAUACAUUGGAGGUUUCUUUUUAUCCCAAUGUAUCAAAUGGUGUAAACUUUUCAACAACUCUUAUGACAUCAUUUCAAUUAACUGUUCCAAAUACACAUCUUUCUGGUGAAUGUUUCAAUAGUACAAACAUUACAUUUGGUUAUAUAAGACCAGAAGCUACUGCUAUCUGUGUCUGUCACCUUGAUGACAUUGGAUAUCCUCCUGCGAUUUUAAAAUGGACCAAUAGCAGUAAUUUAGAUUUGGGAAAACCUAUAAAACAGACGACCUCAUCUUUAAUGAUAGAUACUUCUAGUAAUAAUGUUGAGUACACCUGUAGAGCCUCAACACCCUUAUUGAAUGGAACUGUGUCUACUUCAUAUAUUGUUAAAUAUGCAAAAGGACCAACAACAUGUUUAGUACAGUUUAGAAAUACAUCGCAAACAAUUUGGAAAAUUUGCCAAAACAAUAUUAUCAAUUGGUCAUUCAUUUGUCAAGUAAACCAAUUUGAUGCUAUACCAGGAAUUAAAGGAAAAAUUUAUAUUGAUUCAGCCAAUUUAAAUCUACUUGAUGGUGAAAGUGUAACUAAUGGGUUUCAAGUAAAAAAUGACAUUAAUAUAACAAAAGCAGGAAACUACUCAAUUAUAUGUCAAGUACAAAAUAAAUACUUUGAUAUCAAUGCUUACUGCAAAUAUUUGCACGUUCUUCAAGUAAUGGCACCACCAGAAGCACCGCCAAUAUUAGAAAUAAUAAAUGAUGCAGAUGGACUGCUUGAGAACAACAGUUAUACUGUUGUAUGUAGAGCACCCGGAGGAAUACCUCCAGUAACUAAUAUAACAUUAUCAUGUGGAAACAUCAAUGAAUCAACUCAAUCUGGUGAGAUGGUUACAUCCCUCGUAACAUUUACGAGAAAUAUGACAGGACAGAAUUGUACUUGUACAGCACAUCAUUUUACUGGAUGUUACAAAAACAAUACAAACUCUUUACAGCCAACUAUAUUAUACAGAUCUACAGUACUUUUUUUUAACGCCACCAGCACAAUUAUAGAAAACGGAAACUAUACACAACUGUUUUGUGGAGCAGAUGGUAAUCCCGCCCCCAAUAUUUCUAUCAUUAAAGGAAGUGAAACUAUUGCUAAUAAUUCCAGAGAAAAUUUUCUAUUUCAUAAUAAACCAAUGACCUGUAAGGAUGCUGGAAAUUAUUUUUGUAAAGCAGACAAUGGAAUUAAAUUUAAUGAGGAUGCUAAAAAACUUAUUUUAUUUGUUAAAUGUCCCUUACAGUUUGCUACUGGUGAAAACGUGAAGAAUUUUAGUCUUCGUCAAGGAGAUUUUUUUUUUUUAAAUUUAACCAUUUAUGGAUAUCCAGAGCCAGACAAAUUCAAAAUUUUAAAAUCUUCUAAAGAAUCUUACAAUAUAGAAGUAACAAAUUCUUCAAUGGAACCUCCUUAUUUUAUUGUAGUACUAAAAAUUUUAAAAUUAAAGUCUACAGACUUUGAUAAUUACACACUGUUAGUCUUUCAAAAUGGAUGGCAAAACCUGACCUUGAACUUUAUCAUUAUUGAAGCAAAUGAUUCAGUUAUUCCAGUUCUAAGAGAGGGCUAUUCUAAUUUGUCUGGUGCUAUUGGUGGAGGCAUAGCAGCUGGGAGCAUAGCUUUAAUCAUUUUGAUUACAUUUGUAUAUCUCUCAAAAACAAGAAAAGUUUUCAUGUCUAACAAUUUGGAUGAAUUCAUAAUUUUGAAAAUAAAAACUUUAGAUUGCUCAAAUGGGGAGAUUUAUUCCAUUAAAGGUAAAAUGCCAGUGGCUUCAAAGAAAUGGAAAAAGAUUGAAUCAGAAACAUAUAAAAACUAUAACGAUAUUGUACCAACGAUUACUUCUGCCACAGAUGUUCCCAAAAAUAUGUAUAAACCUAAAGUAAAACCAAAAGUAAAAAUUGGUAAUAGUAAUGGAUAUUACAAUUUUGUUGAACCUUUAUGUUUUAACGGUGAUGAUCUUUCUGACGAAAAAGAGUUAUCAGGUGAAAAUGUGUAUGCUAAUCAAGGCUUCAAUACAAACUAGAGAAAUAGCAAAAAGUGUUUAUGUAUUUCAUCAAUUUGUUUGUAUUGUUUUUAGUUUGUUCAAUCAUUAGCGAUAUGUAUUUUUUAAUAGUUAUUUAUUUUUCAUUUAUGAUAUUUGAAAAAUUAUGGAUUUCUUUUUUCUAUUAACAUUUAAUAACGUUAGUCAGCUGUUGUUUUUUCUCUUUACAUUGUAUAUUUAUGCAACAUUAAUAUAUAUGUAGAUUAAAACACUAGCACAACAGUGACAGAGCAACAGCACUUGUUUUUUUUUUGUAAUAAAAAGAGUUCCUAAUAUGUCUUCCAUUACAAACUAUUGUCCUAUUAAUUGUAUUAUAGUUAUUACAAACCUUAUAUCAACUCACCCUAUAUGUGAUUCUGUCUGUCUUUCUUUAAAAAAAAUCUCCCCCAUUCUUGGGUUAAGUUUAAACUUAAGACAUUUAUGUAUUGUAUCUAAGAAAACGUAAAUCAAUUUAAACAAUUGACCAUUUAGUUUCAUUAAUUAUCUAUAUUUGUACUAUUUUCUUUAAUUAUUUUUGUGAUACCAUUUCGAAAAAGGUGGAGUUUUUCGCUUUUAUAAACCUUU
Molecule: messenger RNA, 3361 nt
Organism: Biomphalaria glabrata
Lineage: Eukaryota; Metazoa; Mollusca; Gastropoda; Planorbidae
Exons: 17
Coding region: 149-2779 (876 amino acids)
Source: RefSeq, a predicted model, not a curated record